Messenger RNA from Thamnophis elegans (Western terrestrial garter snake), 3165 nucleotides. RefSeq names its product urotensin-2 receptor-like. The transcript has a single exon. NCBI's taxonomy places the organism in Eukaryota, Metazoa, Chordata, Lepidosauria, Squamata, Natricidae. Gene Ontology annotation, cellular component: membrane. Gene Ontology annotation, molecular function: urotensin II receptor activity. The record is from RefSeq and is a predicted model, not a curated record. Bases 2045 to 3100 code for a protein of 351 amino acids. Gene Ontology annotation, biological process: regulation of blood pressure; blood vessel diameter maintenance; neuropeptide signaling pathway.
UCCGCUGUGCCACACCUGCUUUCUAGCUAAUAUAAAUUGUGCAUCACAGCUUUUCAUCGGAAAUACCGGUUCAUCCGAACUGGUAGCAUUUUUUAAAAAUUUUCCUCCCGUCCCUUUUAGGUCUUAGGUCUUAUUUUCCUCCGGUCCCCCCCUUUUUUUGCACCAGUUUUAGUGUCAUUAAAUCUUUUUUAAAUUGAGAUGCCCCAAGCAAGAUGCAGAGGUAUUGAAGCAAAAUCUAACCAAUAAAAAAUAAUUAUUACUUUCAUUAUUACCUUCCAAAAUUUGGAAAUGUACUUAUUAUGCAUGUAUUUAUUUGUUUUGAGUUAAUAUCUUCUUUCUUUUAUAGGGCAUUCAAGGCACUUUACUAUACUUCGAUUGAUACUGCCUAAAAUCCAUUUCCCUUUCUGGAACUCUAUCACAUUAACUAAUGUUCAAACUUUGAACAGCUAUAUUUCUCAAUUCUUUUUACAUAUACUGUUUCCAAAUCAAAUGCAUCAUAUGCUAUAUCUCCUCUGUGUUUUAUUUCUUUUUGCUAAUGAAGAACUUCCUUUGCAAUUAAAUUACAUUUGCUAUUUUCAAUCAAAAUCCCUUUAAAUGUAAGUGCCCAACUUUGAGACCAUUAACUGUGCCACCUCAUUUUGUAUAAUGUGCAAAUCUGAUAAAAUAUCUUUUACCAAGUUGAUCCAAACCAUUAAUGAAUAUGUUGAAGUAAUAAAAAAUGUUUAAUGCAUUAUCUUGUUCCUUGGGAGUUGUAUUUUAAGACAGUCACAAAAAGCAAUAUACAAUAUGCUUAGCGCUGUGUACAAAUCCUCUGUUUGUUGUUUAACUUAUUAUACAGUGAGUGUGCAAUUCAUAUCACAAAAAUUGUGUAUUAUUGGUACCAUAUCACAAAAAUUGUGUACUAUUGUAGACCCAGUGUGGCAGGGUUUACACAACACAUUAAGCUUAGAUGGACUGGGCAGUAUGUAAUUAAAUAUAAUUGUUUUGUUUUGGGACACAUUGACUAAAAGUAGGAUAGUUUGAUGAAUAUUUAAUCAGUCGUAUAAAUGAUUUAAUGGUGGGAAAUUGUUGAAAGGGAAUAGACAUGAAAACAAAAUCAACAGCAAGGAUACAGAAGAGCUGUCUGACACCUUAUUCUAGUGUAGGAAACAGAUGGAUGGAUAAAAAGUCAUGGUUCAUUUUCAUUUCACUCCUUUUCAUCUAAGGUCUGUCUUUCUGUGUCGGCAUUUGUGAAUUCCUUUUGUCCAUUGAUCAAUACAGUCCCCUUCUGUCUUUCUAUCUCUUGGUUAUUUUUUCUUUCUCCUGGUUGGCAUCAUUCCAUGGAAAGUUGUAUAGUUAUGCCAGCAGGGAGUUGGACCCUGAGAGUACGUCUGUUUGGGGUGAGGAGGUGGAGAAAAUUCUGUCUGUUACCAUCUCCAGACCAAUCAGACCCCUAAAUGUCUCCCCAGCACCCGCCCCUCAGCCCCUAUUGCUGACGUGUUGUCAAAAUCCCACCUCAGGGUUGAAAUAAACAGGCUCCUCAGAAUAGACAGGAGCUGCACCAAGGUUCGACCCCAACAUACCAAUAUUAGCAGGGUGCGAAGAAUGUGAGAGAAGAGAAUUUGCAAACCCAGACAGAUAUGCAUAGAUCCUCUUCACAUACAGGAGGCCUUGCGCCAUCACCGGCGUUGAGAAUGUAGAGGAAAGGAAGAAGGGAACGAGGGACGGAAGAAAAAGCUUCUUCAUGAUUAGAUCCAAAGCAGGGACCUUAUGCAUCAGAUACAAGAGAGAUGGGGGUGGAAAGUGACUCCCCCCGAAAGUAUUCUUUACAAUCUCAAACCAAUUUUUUGAAUACAGCAACAGGAUGGAGCAAAAAGAGGAAUGGAAAGCAUCAAAAGGGCAACAGAUAGACUUAUAGAUGGAGUAGUAGACCAAAAAACAGAGAGACAAAGAGGUGGUAUGAUAUUGACUUUGACAUUCAACUGAACUGGUGAGUAGAAAUUGAUUGGUGGUGGUAGAAGAUAUUGGUGGUACGCUUUCCUUGACUUCUCUCCUUGGGACUAGAAUGUUAAAAAAUUCUUCGGAGCAGCUUACCUUGGACCAUUUCCUUGUGAUGACAUCAUCAACAAACUUUUCUUCGUGGCUACUGCUAGGCAAUGGCUCCUCAUCAGAAGGAGAUGAAUCAGCGGCAGUCCUAGGAACUGUCUUGAGCCUGAUGUGUGUUACCGGGGUGGCUGGCAACCUCUAUGCCCUGGCGGUGGUGCGGGCCUCAGCCUCGGCCUCCUCUCUGCAAGUCCACCUAAUUAACCUAGCUCUGGCUGACCUUUUGUAUCUUUUGACGGCCCCCUUCAUUGUUCACAAUGGACUGGUGAAGGACUGGCCCUUCGGGGAGGCUGGCUGUCGGAUUCUGCUCAGCCUAGACCUCCUCACUAUGCAUGCCAGCAUCUUCUUGCUGACUCUCAUGAGCUGCGAGCGCUACACUGCUGUGGUGCACCCGUUCCAGGCUGCCAGCCGUGCGCGGCGAUGCAGCCGACCUCUGGCCAUUGCUGUUUGGCUCCUGUCCUUUGCUCUGGCCCUCCCCAUGAUGGUCAUGAUCCACCAGGAGGAACGUACAAUGGGGAACGGAGCUGGGGUGCGUCGCCUCUGCUCCCCCACCUGGAGUGAGGAGCAAUACAAAGUAUACCUGAGCAUCCUUUUUGGCACUAGCAUAGUGGCACCUGGGAUAGUUAUUGGGUCACUCUACUGGCGCCUGGCAAGAAGCUACUGGUUGUCACAGACCCGUGGAGGCUUGGGACGUUCCCCUAAGAACCGGGUCUUCCUCCUCAUCCUAGUGAUUGUCUUGGCAUUUUGGGCCUGUUAUUUGCCCUUUUGGAUCUGGCAACUCCUUCCCCUUUAUUGCCCCUCGGCAGCCCACCUGCCCAUCCACACGGAGAUCUCUGUAAAUCAUCUGGUGACCUGCCUGACCUAUGGGAACAGCUGCAUCAACCCUUUCCUCUACACUCUGCUCACACGCAACUACCGUGAAUACUUACGUAGUCACCAGCGAGGUGCUUCCUGGGGCUUCCUGCCAUGCCUCCAGAGCAGAAAUGGGUCUCAGAGGGAAGGGGUCACAGGCACCUGAGAUACAGGUAAGCAAGGAGGGACACUAAAGGAAAGCCAAGAUGAAUCUUACUCAUAGCUGGUAUG